Molecule: messenger RNA, 270 nt
Organism: Arabis nemorensis
Lineage: Eukaryota; Viridiplantae; Streptophyta; Magnoliopsida; Brassicales; Brassicaceae
Source: the annotation of a GenBank genome assembly
AUGGCGAGUGCUCGUUCUGCGAUUUCACGGCUAGGUUUGGGUCGAUCCUUGUGGGAGAAUCAGAUCGUUGCAUCGACACGAAGAUCGGCGAUUCGGUGCUUCAGCGACGAUACAGGUCGAAUUCUCAGCGAAGAGGAACGCGCGAAAGAGACCAUGUACAUCCAGAAAAUGGAGAAGGAGAUACAGGAGAGAAAGAAGAAACUUGAGCAACAAAAAGCAGAGAGUGAGAAAGGAAGUGCAGGGAAGAAACCUGAGGGAAGCAAGCCCUGA